GUUAGUGUUUAAAUGGCUUUGUAUCAUCCGAAAAAGAGAUUGACGAAAGGCUUAAGUUUCAGCCUACAGGAACUGCAAUUAGAACUGGAUAGAUUCACCACGGAUAACGAAUAUGAAGCUCACACGAUGGUUCGAGAAGCAAACGAAAAACAAGCAGCUGCAGAGAAGGCGUUAAGGGAAAGUCAGAUGAAGGUCGACGUUCUGACUGCCGAAGUAGCUGCCUUAAAAACUCUAGUCCUCACGUCUACUCCAAGCUCUCCGAAUCCACACUUGCAUCCCCAAAUAGGCAACGGCAAAGACGAACCAGGCGUAGUUUUAUUCAAAAAGCACCGUAGAUCCCCAUCACACUUCAAUCUGAAAUACGGCAGAGAAAACUCUCCUCCGGAUUCUCCGGUGAAGGAAGUGGUUCAUAUUACUUCGGAAAUUGAAAGUAAAGACGGUUUGGAGGUCGACCCAGUGAUUCACAAAGAAUUCCUCGCAUGGCGACAGAAACCAGUUCUGGAGAAACGUGACCCGUUCAUUCAGCGAAUUUACGAGGAAGACAUUGGUUUAUGCUUAAACUUCAACAAUAAAGAGCUGUCGCAUCGUGUUGUGCAUGCUGUGGAAUCUGGUACCAUUCUCGUCGAGGCCGUAGGCGACAAGUCCAAAGCGAUGUUUCCGAAAAAAUGUGCCUUGCUGGAAGUUCCAAGGUUAUGUUUUUAUCGAAUGAGUAUCGGAGAAACUGACGACUGGUACAACAUAUCGCAAAUUUGUCGGAAUAGGAUAAUUGCAGUCUGUGAUUUUUUAAACUACCUCAAGUACAUCGAAGGAGGAUUGGUGAAAAGUUCCGCUCACGACGUCUACUGGGAAAUCGUCAGGUUACGUAAAAAUAUGUGCCUCGCAAGACUGGGUUUGGUUCUCUCGUGAAAUACUUAGGAAUACUCACAAAACGUGCCAAAAUGAUUUUUUUUAUGUAUAAACUGUUAUGGAUCUGUUGAUGUUAAACCAAAGAUUAUGUUUUUAGUUGAUACAAAGCGGUUGUUAUACAUGUAAAGUGCAGAAUGGGGUAAAAACGGAGGGGAAAUGAUACCGUAUUUUUCUUUAUUUCAAUCACGUUCAAAUAAUGUCACAAACUUACUUGAAAUUUAUAUAAAUACACCGUGCAACGUUUUUCAAUAAGAAAACCAAAGACAAUGAAUCUGGAAGUAUUUGAAAUUGCUUUAAUAAACUCAGUAGCGGCAUUUUGUUUACUAAAAUAGGUGGAGUCCGGUCUCCUACUGUCUUUUAUAGAUCUAAAACUAAUUGAUAGACGAAAAAACUUUCGAAUAUUGAAAUAUAUAACGACGUUUUGAAAUCUUGCACUAUAGUAACAGCCACUUUGCUAGACAAUUUUAUUAUAUAUAUUUUUUCAAGUUAAAAUUGUAUAUUUGUAGUUUAAAAAAUACUUUGUGUGCUAUAUUGUAAAAUAAAAGAUACAUUUUUUGUGUUCGA
Molecule: messenger RNA, 1470 nt
Organism: Diabrotica balteata
Lineage: Eukaryota; Metazoa; Arthropoda; Insecta; Coleoptera; Chrysomelidae
Source: the annotation of a GenBank genome assembly